UGAGAGAGCAAAUGGAGCAGGGCUGGAGACAUGGCUUGCGGGGGUGCGACGUGGUGGCCCAGAUUCAGUCUUCAUGAAGGAGAACCCGUCAUAUCCCAAAUGGGGUCAGACAGCAAGCAGGAAACAUGGCCUCCAAGCUGUCUCUCCGGCUGCUCCCCGCGUUCGUCAUGGACAACGAGGAGGACGAUGACGGGAACUUCACCAAGUGGAUGAGCAGCUACUGGGGCCACGGAGACGGCAAACAAGAGCAGCAGCAUCAUCACAAGGAGCGCAAGCACAGCUUCCGCACGCCGGCCGGACGCCGUCAGGCCGACCGCCGCGCCUCGCUGCCUUGCCCGUCACAGCUAGAUGCCAUGCACCUGAGUCGACUGCACACUGCCACAAUGGCUGCCGCCCCGGCGCACCUGAAGACGGGCCGCGAAGACAAGGACACCAGGUUACACCCUCGGGCGCGCAGGGUCUCGUCUGACGAAAACGCCCGCAGGAGCAACAUCCCGGCCCCCAACAUCACCACUAUCCCAGAGCUCGCAGAGACCUUCGAGAAGAGGUUGCGCUUCCGCAACCAGAAAAUCUUGUCAUUGGGUGACGCCGACAAUAUCUGCCUGCUUUGCCAUGAGGACAAGCGCACGGGGCCCGUCCAAGAACUGCACUGCUCACAUGGAUUUCAUAAAGAGUGCCUGGAGCAGUGGCUCUGGAAUGAGAGCAAAUGCCCCAUCUGCAAAGCCAAAGUGGCCAUGCCUCAACCCUCCUACUGGUCCUCUGCACGUGUCCAGUUCCCCUGAUUCUGACCUGGUCGGGACCGGCACCUGGGGUCUCCUCCAUCCACCACCACCCAGCAUGCCCUUACUUUUCCCACUCCCCUGCUUCUCCUCCCAUCUCUGCAUGCAGCUACUACUACCACUAACAAGACACGCGUCAGGCUGAUCAUGGGCUUUUUUCAAUGUGAUGUCAGACAAGUUCCCUUUGGAAGCGAAAGAAUGUUUUUAUACGUAUGUGUCUAUGGCAACGGAUGCAACUUAUGCCUGUUUUGAGUGCAUAAAAUGUUCAGUAUUUGAAUGUGUCUGACGUCAUGUGGAAAAGGCCCACUGCAUGUGCUCUGCUUUGCUGUCUGGCUUGGGUGUUUCUCAGAGCAAGAGCGCCACCCAGAGGACAUUUAGUGCAACACCGAACCUGAGAGCAGUAACUCAAAGCCACUUGCAGCCUCAAGAAGUCAUAGAGCCAACUGCAAUCCAAGCUACAGUUAACUCCAAAUCUAAGCUAACUAAUUACUAGGUGUAGGCUUGUCAUCGGUUGGCUCAGUGCUGGAUAAUGGCAGUUAUGUCAUGCUCACUGCCAGUGACUCUUCAACCAGGUACAGGGCAAGGGUCACGUCAGUACACUUUACUGGACUUAGCAGUUAACACAUUCCAUUUCAGAGUUAACAAAAAAGGACAAAAAAAGCAACAUUGUAUGUUUCAGGCAAGGAGAAUCUCACAAACCUCAUUGUUUUGUAAAUAGGCAUGUCUUUCUCUCUAUUAUUAUUGUCAAGGCCAGAUCCCCAUAGCUUGAUGCUGACAAUCUCAAUCUUUGUAAAUGUGUUUUUUUUCUCUGUUGGGGAAAGCAAUAGUGCUCUCCCCUUUGGUACUGUAUUUUAAUUAUGUACUUUUUCUUACCCCUUUAUUACACUAUUAUACUUCCAUAUAGUCAUGAUGAACUUCUAUGUAAUUAAAUGGUGACGUGAUUUUUUUUAAUAGCUGUCGGUCGUUCCCUUGUCUUUAGGUGGCUAUGGUCUACUGUACGAUGUGGGAAAGAUAUUUUCUUUUGCUUCAUGCCAAACUGUCUCAAGUUUUUACAACUUAGACAAAAAUAAUGUUCUGUAAAUACUGUAAAUAUUUAAAAUUAUUUAAUUCUUUUGAGUGAUUCUUUUACAAUGAAUAGAUCUAGCACACUUUGCUUUCCAGCGUCACACUGCUGUUGACAUUGUGAUUAGGGGAAAUGCUUUGGUGUGCAAUGCCGACUAACCACUUGCCAAUAUCUACAGCGAUUCUUAUGUACCAGUUCAUUAGCCUAAAAGCAAAAUGGACUUUUCACUUCCAUGGCCAAAACAUUAACUGUGACUAUCUUCUUCCUAGUCCGGUGUAAAAUUCUGUGACAGUGAAUAGGUGAAAAUACUGCAAGUGUGUUGAUAACCAGCUGAAAUAAAGUGACGAUGGACAGACUCUGCCCCAGACUACAUUCAUUACAAAUAGUGUCCUUAAUAUGCACUUUCAAUUUUUGUAAAGUAGGCCUUCAUUAAAACUCAUGUAAUUUUGUAGUGUAAUAGAAUUUACAGACAUAAUUUU
Engraulis encrasicolus (European anchovy) is the source of this 2321-nucleotide messenger RNA. RefSeq names its product leukemia NUP98 fusion partner 1 (gene lnp1). The transcript has 5 exons. The record is from RefSeq and is a predicted model, not a curated record. Lineage: Eukaryota; Metazoa; Chordata; Actinopteri; Clupeiformes; Engraulidae. The coding region runs from base 126 to 782 and encodes 218 amino acids.